AUGGAGCAGCGAGCUACUACCCAGCAGCAAACGGGAAGCCCCCACGGUACUGCGAAGCUCUCCAACCAUUCACCUGCCGAUGCGCACGAUUGGAGCGGAGAUGAGCACUCCAGCGACGACGACGCCAACGACAGGAGCCAGAGCGGCACGUCGAACAAGAGAAAGAGACCUCUGUCCGUAAGCUGUGAAACAUGCAAGCAGCGCAAAGUCAAAUGCGACAGGGGCGCGCCUGCGUGUUCGUGGUGCUUGAAGAACCACUCGGCAUGCGUUUACCUUCCUCGCAAGAAGCCAGGUCUCCGAGCGGGAUACGGCCGCGAACUCGAGUCGCGACUUGACAAGCUCGAAGCCCUCCUUGUGCAGCAGCAGUCGCAGAUCAAUCAUCUUUCCAACAACCAAGUCACUGCUUCUGGUCCCUCUCCGCAAGAGGUAGCUGCCUUUCGAAGCCCGCCCGUCAUACAAACGCCCCACAUCCCUCGUCCCGAGACGGCUCUCUUCAUUCAGAAGCCCACCUUUCCCUCGCAGAACGCGAUACAGAGUCAAUAUGGAAAUGGCGUCACGGAUAGCAGGCGAACCCCCUCGAUUACAGAGAAUGGCUAUCAGCACGAGGAUAUGGGCGGUGUGGGAAGCCGCCUCUCAAGAGACGCAUACACAUCGUACAACGACCCAUUCCUCCCCACCAUAUCAAGAACUCUGGGCCAAUCCGAUGCCGACUUCCCACCUUAUGAUCUUUUGUACGGACUAGUCGACUUGUUCUUCAAGCACAUCAACACAUGGUGUCCAAUUCUCCACAGACAGACUACACUAAACUCUCUAUUCGGGGAUGCGGCGCUCGAGGAAGCAGACAGAAUCAUUCUGCAUGCAGUCGUCGCGACGACUGUCAAGUUUUCCACGGACCCGCGUCUAACCGCGGAAAAGCGCGCGCGGUACCACAAGAGUUCAAAGGAGAAGGUUUUGCUCUUUGGAAUCGAAAACAGUUCGGUCAAAUCGUUGCAGGCUCUUGUCAUUCUUGCACUGGACGUUGUUGGCUGCUCCAAUGGACCCCCAGGUUGGAACCUACUCGCUCUCAUUACCCGGUCUGUGGUGCAGCUGGGUCUAUCGGUGGAGAGUUACUCACCAACCGUCGCUCCCCAGUUCGCAUCAAUCUACACACUGAGGGCCAUGACACUGCCCGAGCCGAAAGAUUGGAUAGAGGAAGAGAGCCGACGCAGGCUCUUCUGGAUGAUAUAUGUCCUCGAUCGAUAUGCAACUGUUGCGACCGCAUUUGAGUUUGCACUAGACGAGAAGGAAAUUGAUCGCCGACUGCCUUGCCGCGACGACCUGUAUGCACGCAAUGUCCCCGUAGAGACCAGGUGGUUCCAAACCUCGACAAGGUCAGAUUACAGCAUGAACCGGCCGGAAAACUUGGGCUCCUUUUCAUACUAUGUGGAAAUCCUGGGAAUCCUCACACGGAUACACAAGUUCCUCAAGAAGCCAGUAGAUAUCACGUCGUUGUCAGACGUCGAGUCCUGGCAAGGCGAAUAUCGGGAGCUUGACAAUGCCAUUGAGGAGUGGAAGUACAACCUGCCCCAGGAGUUUGGCAAUGCGGCAAGAUUAUUCGCAAAACCAGGAAUGGGUCACAGUCUAGACAGUGGCUUGGUCAUGCUUCAUGCAGCAUUCCAUACCACCGUGAUCCGUCUGCACUCGUCCGCUGCCUACCCCACCCAUCGAUCGCCAAUAUUCACCCCGUCUUUCAGCGCCAGUCAGAGGUGCCUCAGCGCCGUCGAGAACAUUACCACUCUAUGCGCUACUGUACGCGACAAUGGCCUACUGAGUAAACUCGGCCCACCCUUUGCGUUUUCUCUUUGGGUCGCUGCGCGUGUUCUCCUCGUCCAUGGGUCGACGAUUGAUCACCGUGUCGACCAGUCGAUCAACCUCCUCGUCAGCACUCUACGAGAGAUGGGCCAGUAUUGGGAGGUUGGCACUCGCUACGCAAGCCUACUUGCCCGCGUUCUCUCCGAGUACCAGGAGAGCCAGCAAAGCCCCACAGGCGCGAACGGUGAACGCGUGACACCAUCAACAGUCAAGAUCUUGGCAGACAUGCGUCGAUGCGCCUUUGAUCUUGACUUUCUCAUCUCCCGACAGCCCAAACUCAACAGCACCCAAAAUCUAAAGAUAUCAUCCGUUACACCAGCUCGUACGCCAGCACAGAACGAGUUGGAGUAUCUUGACGUCUUUGACUUUUUCAACAUGCCUAGGUUGCCGGUGACAGUAGAUGGUCCUACGAGCUACGCUGCCCCUGACGGCAACAUGCAGAUCUCAGACGGUGGUUUUGGAAAUGAGUCGAACAUCACAAAUUACAUGGUUGAUGCGAGCUCAGACUGGUUCAUGAAGCAGACUGCCUGA
Messenger RNA from Pyrenophora tritici-repentis Pt-1C-BFP, 2382 nucleotides. RefSeq names its product C6 transcription factor. Gene Ontology annotation, molecular function: zinc ion binding; DNA binding; DNA-binding transcription factor activity, RNA polymerase II-specific. Gene Ontology annotation, cellular component: nucleus. Lineage: Eukaryota; Fungi; Ascomycota; Dothideomycetes; Pleosporales; Pleosporaceae. The record is from RefSeq and is a predicted model, not a curated record. Gene Ontology annotation, biological process: regulation of DNA-templated transcription; DNA-templated transcription.